This is a messenger RNA of Symbiodinium pilosum, 954 nucleotides long. The record is from the annotation of a GenBank genome assembly. NCBI's taxonomy places the organism in Eukaryota, Dinophyceae, Suessiales, Symbiodiniaceae.
AUGCUGUUUUUGCUGCUGCUGUCCUUGUUGCUCGCAUCGCCCGUGCUGUAUCUCAUUUUGAACUCUCUUGUUCCCAGGCUGCUGGGCCCACAGAAUCUGAAAGAGCGCUACAGCGCGAGCUGGUCACUCGUCACAGGUGGCUCCUCAGGAAUUGGCAAGGAGCUGGCGCGCAAAUUGUUGUCACAAGGGCUCAACGUGGUCAUCAUUGCACGUGAUGAGCCAAUCUUUGAGGAAGCCUUGAAGGAACUGAAAAAGGAGUUCCCCAAGCAGCAGAUCCGAAGUGUCAAGGCAAAUUUGUCAGACAGCUCCGGGAGCUGGAUGCAAGAUGUCAAGGCAGCAACGCAGGACAUCGAUGUGCAAGUGAUUUUCAACAACGCGGGCUUCAUCGUCACAGGCUUUUUCGAGCAGCACUCAGUGGAGACACACCUCGCCAACUUCCAUUGCAACCUAACUGCAAACAUCCACCUCACCCACUACCUCUACAGCCGAUUGAUCAGCAAGGGCCUCCAGGGGUGUAUUGUGUUCACCUCCUCCUCCGCUGGCUUCAUUCCAAACCCGUUUGCGGCGAUGUAUGGCUGCACCAAGUCUGGCUUGUCAGAGCUGGCAGCAAGCCUUGCUGUGGAGGGCAAAGCACGAGGCGUGGACGUGCACGCGGUCCAUCCAAGCCCAGUGAAUUCUCGAUUUACUGCUGGCGGUGGAAAUGAUGUGAAAGUUCACAAGAUGAACAUGUUCGACAUGGCAUACAAGAUGGCCACAGGCCCAGAGGAGCUGCCAAACCAGAUCUUCGCAGCUGUUGGAAGGUCACCAGUGAUGAUUGAUCUCGGCGGUACCUCUGUUGGUAUGCGGUUGGCGGUUCAUUUCCUGGGCUAUAACUUGAUGACUUAUGGCUUUGCCCUGGCUGCUCCGUUCCUGCCAGACUACAAGAACAACGUCAACAAGCAGAAAAGCUCCUGA